AUGUCGGACAAUGGCGCCACGCUCCGGGGAGAUCAACCCCUACUUAGGACAACUGGUCUCGUGCUUGUCAUGAAUACCCCAAAGGGUCGAGGCGUUUUCGCGACCCAGGACAUCCCUCACGGCACCGUGGUAGAGGUCAGCCCAGUACUAAUAUUCACGGAGGAUGAGGUUGAGAAACACACGAAGCACACAUGCCUUCAGCACUACACCUAUUACUGGCCCUCUGAGUCCGGCCGCACCAUGACCCAAGCGCUUGCGCUGGGACUUGGAUCGAUGUUCAACCACUCAACGAGGGAUCAAAACGUCGGCUGGAUGCGCAAUACCGAGACCGAUGUUAUUGUCUACACUGCACUACGUGAUAUCAAGGUCGGAGAGGAAUUGUGCAUCUCAUACGGCAGCGUGCGGCUCUGGUUCGAGGAUGCUGAUGCCAAUGCCGACGCUGAGGAAAUAGGAGUUGAUGAGAAUGACGUUGGAGGAGAGACACUGGCCGAACUGGAAUUGAGCGGCUUGGGGAAGAUGGACCUCUAG
This is a messenger RNA of Fonsecaea nubica, 528 nucleotides long. RefSeq lists its product as hypothetical. The transcript is spliced from 3 exons. NCBI's taxonomy places the organism in Eukaryota, Fungi, Ascomycota, Eurotiomycetes, Chaetothyriales, Herpotrichiellaceae. Gene Ontology annotation, molecular function: protein binding. The record is from RefSeq and is a predicted model, not a curated record. The coding region runs from base 1 to 528 and encodes 175 amino acids.